GCGCAUCGAACGCGUCUGCGCUGGAGCCAAGCUGGAGCGAACAAGGUUAUAGAACCCCCGCAAACGCACAAACAUAUGUCAAUAGACCCCGAAUGUGCCAUCACUCUUCCCCGACCGGCACCCUCACCUCCCCAUGGGCAACAGUCCCUCAUCCCCCUCGCGCCCGCGCGAGCAGCGGCACGACCGCUCGUCGACUGCGUCUCUCUCACCGCGCCCCAUCCGCCACAACCGUCGCUCGCUCGAGCUGCCCGAUCUCGUGCCCUCUCUCGCCCUGCAGAACUCCUUCCGCCGCCGCAACGACAUCCCCCCGAAAUCCGCCUCGAUCCCUAUCCCUCACGCCGCGCCGGACGACCCUGCGCAGAGCAUUCGCCCUCAGAACGUCUUCUCCACAGAAUCUAUCCCAGGCUCCGCACGUCGGUCCUCGCGCUCCAGCCGUGGCAGUAAGACUAAGCGCGGGUCUGUGAGAGUGGAAGAAGUGGAGGUACAAACCAUUGAGGAGGUGUAUGGAAGUGUGGAUGAGCUUCCCCCACCGCCUGUUCCUCCGGGGUCGUAUGUGCCUGAGACCGUGCUCUCGACGAUCCCCAAGGGCCUCGAGACGCGAUCGAGGGUGUACGCCGACACGGACAAUGACACCCUGAUGGCGAAGAAGGAUACCCCGGAUGGGACCACCCCGUCUAUCACAAAGGUGGAAUGGAAGGCGCCUGCGAAGACAGUCUCCCUUCUACGAGCAGAUGAUAGCUGGGAGGGGAAGGUUCCCAUGCAUCAAGAGGGAGAUGGCUUCUAUGUAGAGCUGGAGCUAGCACCAGGAACACAUCAUUUCCGUUUCUGCGUGGAUGAACAAGUCCGCGUCGCAGAUCAUAUCCCCACCACUGUCGAUGACAAUGGCCAACUCGCAAACUACAUUACCGUCCUCGGUCGCUCCUCUGGCGACAGCAGCCCCGCCCCUACCCCCGAGUCGAUACGGUCCCCCGCCCUCUCCCCUCGUCACGCACACGGUUACUCCUUCUUCACUACCACCAGCUCUACCGACAGCACCGACAACAUCUACGAGCAAGUCAUGCACUCGCUCGGCACCCACAAAGACUACCAUACGCCCGUACCCGCACCCCUACCACCACGAGGGCGAAAAAAUCGAGAGAAGUGGACCUCGGAGAUUCCCGAGGAACUUAUCGCCGCAGCCAGGGAGGAGGACGAAUAUCUCAACGCUCAGCCUCAUCAAAAUGCGAACGGGCAACACGUUCAUAUUCAGGGCUUCCGGCCAGCGCCAUGCGUCCCGCCAGCACCGAGUAUGCCCAAGCACCUAGACCGGCUAAUCCUCAACUCGUAUCCCGUCGUCGUCCAGAGUCCGUCUGGCAGUCCAUCUCGAGGAGGCGGCAUGCGCGAGCGCGUCGUCGACCGAAACACUCGUCGCGAGAUACCCGGGAUGAGCAUGGUCACGACUGACGCUGAGGACCUCGAGCAAGGCAUCCCAGUUGCGACUGCCAGCGGCACGAACCUGACAGCUGCGAUGAAAAAUGGCCACGCUCCUCGAACACCGACUACUCCAGCGCUGAAGGGAGGCGAACCCCGUGCGCCCGCAUUGGACGACAGCAGCGUUCUUCCUGUACCAAGCCACGCCGUGCUGCACCACCUAUCCACCAGCUCCAUCCGCAACGGUGUACUCGGCGUUGGCACCACGACGCGCUAUCGUGACAAGUAUCUAACGACGAUCUACUACAAACCUACGUGAAGCUAGAUGCCCUCUGUUGUACUAUCAAAACCGCUUCGUGCUUGCUUUAUUGUCUGUUUGCUGAUCACGACCCAUCGCUCUUAUGUUGUAUCCCCCAUCACGUCCCAUUGCUCGCUAUAUAGACGCCUAAUCGCUCAUUGUUCCCGGAAGGUCGCUCAUGUGUCCAUAGUUACAUUCGUCUCGGAUCGGUUCGUGUACUCAUGGACUGCUUAGAAUACCCCUGUACCAUCCACCUACGGUGAACGAGAGUCUGUAUGCUUUUGCAUCAUGACCUAUGCAUACACACGACUGGCGUGACCUGCUGAACUUGGACUUAGCCAGA
Molecule: messenger RNA, 2051 nt
Organism: Schizophyllum commune H4-8
Lineage: Eukaryota; Fungi; Basidiomycota; Agaricomycetes; Agaricales; Schizophyllaceae
Exons: 3
Coding region: 134-1729 (531 amino acids)
Biological process (GO): signal transduction
Cellular component (GO): nucleus; cytoplasm; nucleotide-activated protein kinase complex
Molecular function (GO): protein kinase binding
Source: RefSeq, a predicted model, not a curated record